Messenger RNA from Acaulospora colombiana, 204 nucleotides. The record is from the annotation of a GenBank genome assembly. NCBI's taxonomy places the organism in Eukaryota, Fungi, Glomeromycota, Glomeromycetes, Diversisporales, Acaulosporaceae.
CAUUGAAACGAUUUGCUCUACGAAAGCUAUCGGUAGAAGGGAUUCACGAAGAUCACCCGCUCUCAUCUUAUUUAGCAGAAGUAUCCAUUGGUUGUUGGCCCGAUGAUAUCGACGAAAAUUUAAUUGAAGACAUAUUCCCCGAGUCACUUCUAAUUAAAAAUACACAUGCUGCGUAUCACUUCGCAAAAAAUAGGAUGGAGGGAG